CGACAAGGUGGCAUCAGCGCCAGAGGACAUUGGGAAUCUGUUGCGUUAUCUUGCAGGAUGACAACGAUGCAUAUGUAUAAGUAUGAGCUCAACGCCACCAUCUCCACCAGUCUUCUCCAGUCUUCAGUCUUCUUCACUUCCUUUCUUCCCCUCAUUGCCUACGUGUUAUUCUGUUUUUCCCACCCGGGCGCAGGACGUCAAUGUAUCUUCCUAAAUUCAAGUCAUCGGAGGGCGGAGGUUGUGGAUCGUUCGGUUGCGUACGAUCAGGACGUUCGGCCCCUGCAUUUGUCGAAGAGUCUCUAGCCCCUAGAGGACAAGCUGAAAUGAGCGCACAGCCUACGAACUCAAAUCCAUACAUCGCGCAAACGGGGAUUAUCGUCAUCGGGGUCACCUGUGGCCUUCUAGCGCUCAUUGUGACCGUGACCACUGUAAUCUUGAGAACCCGAGAGCGCCGUAAACAGGCAAAGGAGAAAUCACUCGUAAAUCAGCCAGCUGGCGUCACUUACAAGAAGGAAACCCAGAUCUGCACCGACUCAAUGCAACUCGUCGAAUUGACACACCGUGUGGUUCUUCCUCGUCAUCCGCAAGCAUCGUAUUCCGUCUCAUCGUUCGGCUCCUCCAAGUCACGCGGAUCGCUAGAGGGUUCGAAGUACGUCGACCCCUUAGCACCCACACAUAUAACGCCUGGCGCCGAAUCGCCCACCUCACUCCAGGACAGGGAGUUAGACCAAGACAGUGCAGAGAGGGGAAUAAUUUCAGCAGGAGUCACCCUACCUCCUUCCCCCAAAUCGCAUCAU
Molecule: messenger RNA, 797 nt
Organism: Cantharellus anzutake
Lineage: Eukaryota; Fungi; Basidiomycota; Agaricomycetes; Cantharellales; Hydnaceae
Exons: 3
Source: RefSeq, a predicted model, not a curated record